Parathielavia appendiculata is the source of this 3959-nucleotide messenger RNA. RefSeq lists its product as uncharacterized. Gene Ontology annotation, cellular component: cytoplasm. Bases 71 to 3904 code for a protein of 1277 amino acids. NCBI's taxonomy places the organism in Eukaryota, Fungi, Ascomycota, Sordariomycetes, Sordariales, Chaetomiaceae. Gene Ontology annotation, biological process: tRNA methylation. The transcript is spliced from 2 exons. The record is from RefSeq and is a predicted model, not a curated record. Gene Ontology annotation, molecular function: protein binding.
UGACUUCUUACAGUAUACCACUCGGAUAAACAAGCUGAGGACUUGUGGGCACGAGAUCAGUUUGACGAACAUGGCUUCAGAGAGCCUGGCCGUUAUGCGGCUGCAGCAUAGGUACGCAAUCAGUCCCAUAACCGCCCUCGCCUUCUACGAGCUCAGGCCCGAGCGAGUGCUUCUCCUCGCUGGCGAAGACACCUGGCUCAAGGUCUACGACGUCGAGACAUCUCAGCUCCUCGGCCAACUCAAUAUCUUUUCAUCACAGCCCAUUCACGGCAUCCACAUUUCCCAGCCCAAGGCCCACCCCUCAAGGUCAAGCGGAAUCCUCAUCUGGGGCGGCCACUCCGUCGCCCUCCUCCCACAUUCCUCCCUCACCUCCCUCAUCGCCGGCCAACCUACCCCUCAACCCACAGAAUCUAGAACGCCCGACUGGAUCUACGACGGCAUUCUCUUCCCCUCGGACUCAGACUCAAACCCAUCUCUACUCUCCAAUCCAACCGGCGCCCUGGUAACAGCCCGCAACGAGAUCCUCCCCUUCUCCUUCCCUCCCAAGGCUGCCCCAAAAGAGCAUCAUCACCUACUCUUCGGCCCCCUGACCUCCCCGUCCCGCCCGAUUCUUUACUCCGCCAACCUCGCUCUCCUGACACCCGACACAGUGCUCGUGGCCGGGGGCACCGUGUUCGGCGAGAUCAUUGUGUGGAAGUACCACGUCGAUGGCUUCACCAAACCCGGUUUCGGCACCGGCAGCGCGGCUGCCAGGGAAGGAUGCCAAUGGGAAUUGCUGUACGUCUUUACGGGACACGAGGGUUCCAUCUUUGGGGUGAGUAUCUCGCCUGAGGUGGAGGGGAUCGGUGGGCGGCGUGGGGUAGGGGGCAGGUUGUUGGUUAGCUGUAGUGAUGAUCGGACUGUGAGGGUGUGGGAUAUUACCGAGUGGGAGGGGAAACUGGCGGCGGAUGGGAGCGAGAGCAUGGUUAAGGUGGAUCUGGACGAGGCCAGGGAGACGGGGUUUGGGGGCAGUGGGAGUGAGAACUCGGAGACCAGGAGGGCGAAUCGGGAGGAUGGGGCGCGGUGCGUAGCUGUUGCUAUGGGACAUGUGUCGAGAAUUUGGCAUGUCAAGUUCGGGAGGUGGAUGAGGGCUUUGGGGAAGGUGGAGGUGCUCUCCUUUGGGGAGGACUGUUCAAGGCAGAGAUGGGAGCUGGAUGUGGACUUGGAGUGGUGGUGUGGAGGGAGGUCAUUGUCUGAAAGGAGGGCCGGGAGUCUGAGGCAUCGCGGUGCGAGUACCUGCCACAGCGGUAAGAACAUCUGGUCUGUUGCUGUGCUGGACAGGGGGGACAGUGAACCAUUGGUAGCGACUGGAGGAGCAGAUGGCAAGAUUGUCAUCUCGGGCAGACACAGCGGCAGCUCGGGUGCCGACUACUACCAAGACUUGGACCUCACCCUGUCCUUGAAUGAGGUCUUGCGAAGUGUACCGCAACCCGCCCGUGCGCCCGAAACCAAGGACACAAAACAUGCCUUUCAGCGCUACGCUUUCCUGUCGGACACGGUCAUGGCAACCACAGCAUCUGGCAGACUCUUCCUGGCAACCAUGGGAGAUACUCUCUCCUGGCAGGAAGCCGCCCUCCCUGAAGCCAUUAUUGCCGAUCUCAAGCCGUACAACGUGGUCAAGAGCCCGGCGAGGGACACGGUCUUGUUGGGGAGCGCAAGUGGAAAGGUCUACCUUGUCCGGAAAGAUGAGGUCCGCGCAAUAGCCACCCUUCCCGCGAAGGUAUCCGACAUUAUCCUGCUCGAUAACGCUCCGAGCCAUGCUCUUACUGAGCAACCAUGGUCUGUCAUCAUCAACGUCCUCGGCCUAGACCACGCCCUGCUCCUCCAAUUCGACCCCUCCACCAACACAUGUACUAUCGAUUCCCGCAAGAUUAGACUCCCGGAACACUGCAUCCUCACGGCAGCGGCUCUCUACGACGGCACACUCAUCCUUGGCUCCCGAACUGGUUCCCUAACGGCCUGCACAGUUGAUGCCAAAACAGGCGACUUGGUUCCUGCCGUUUCCCGCAAGGACUGUAAGACGAGAGACGCCAUUACCUGCAUCGUACCCAUCCCAGUUGCCGCCAGCCAGUUCUCGUUCCUCGCCACCUGCCGCGACGGCAAAUACCGCAUCUAUACGCUCUCUCUCACCGCGUCCGUGAGCUUCACCCUGCAGCACGAAAUCUCGCCGCCGCUCAAUACACUCGAAGGAGCCUUUUUCACGACUCCCUCCCCAGCCCCAACAAGUACCACACCGCACAAGAAGAGCGAACUGAUUCUCCAAGGCUUCCACGGCCCCAACUUCCUCACCUACAACGACUCGACCCGCUCAAUCCUGUCUUCCAUCCCCUGCGGCGGCGCCCACCGUCCCUUUGCCACCCUCUGCUCUCUCAGUAACCCCGGCCGAAUGCGCUUCGUCUUCUCCAAAGCAGGCGACUUGCGGGUUGUUUCACAAUCCGCGGAAGGCGAGAAAGUGUUGCGAUCCGGCGGUCACGGGAGGGAGAUCAAGAGCGUAGCGUCGUCCUACUUUUGCACUUCCACGCCACCUUAUCGUCUCCCUAUUACAUCGCCCGAGGCGGAUAUCGGUUUCUCUACCCCUUCAACAGCAGACGAGGGAGAGAUCCUGGUAGCCACCGCUGCAGAGGACACGACCAUCCGAAUCUGGCGGCACCCUUACCGCCCUGAGGAUACCGCCUCCGCAGCCAACCAGAACACUAGCCUGACCACCAAAAUGGACUGCCUUGCCAUAGUUCAAGGCCACUCGGCAGGUAUCCAAACCCUGCGCUUCUUCUCGCCCGCUCCGCGCCCGCCCAACCCCGGCAACCUGAACUCCAACAGCAGCAGCACGAGACCUGCCUACCUCCUCAGCAGCGCCGGCAGCGAAGAGCUCUUCCUCUGGCGCAUCUCACGCAUCGACUCGCCCGUCUAUGACGCCCUGGCCGUGGUGCGGGAAGCGGUCUGGGACGACCAGUCACCUGACAGGGAUCUGAGGAUUGUAGACUUUGAUGUUGCUGCUUGGUCUCGUUGUCAAAGUCCGAGUCCACGUCGAGAGCAAGAUCGAGAUCAAGAUGUCGCUUCGGACAGUGAGAAGAACUAUGAUAGGAAUGAUGAUGGAAAUGAAGAGGGAAUGGUGAUAACCAUGGUCCUCUCGGAUUCAAACGUGCGCAGCUAUAUCUACUCCCCAGACACCACGAAGAGCAGCGCGAACCAGGCGCAUGAUUCCGGCUCUGCUUCGCGGGGAAGGGUAUUCAAGCUCCUAGCCACGGGCCGAUACACAGGCGCCUGCCCGACACAAGCCCGCCAUCUCACGACCGAUGCCGCGUCAGGGACGGUGGACGUGCUGACGGCGUUUACCGACGGGCACGUGGCAGUGUGGCGGAGCCGUGACGACGGAAGGCAAGAACCAGGUGAGUUCCGGCUGGCGCUGGUGGUGCGGCUGCAUCAGAGCAGCAUCAAGAGUCUUUACCUGUCCUUCCCCUCCCCCUCCCCGUCCUCCGGAGCUAAGGGAUCGGGCGGGAGGUGGUUUGUCGCGACAGGCGGCGAUGACAACGCGCUGGGGUUCCUGGACCUCAUCUGGGACGAGUCAAAGGAGGAGUAUGUCGUCUUGGGCCGGUACCGAGUCCGGGAAGCGCACGCGGCUGCCAUCACCGGGCUGAGCGUGGUGAGGGGGGAAGAGUCUGGCGUCACAGAAGUUGCCACGGUGAGCAACGAUCAGCGGGUCAAGCUCUGGCGGGUUGAGCGAAGUGUCGGGGGCGGGAUCCGGGUUGCUUUGGUGGAUAAUCGAUACAGCUCGGUGGCUGACGCGGGGGAUUUGGAGCUCAUUGCCCCUGGCAAGCUGAUGGUUGGCGGAGUUGGGAUGGAGCUUUGGGAUGUAUCAAGAAGUUAACUAGAUGGCAAAUAGGGAGAAGGCUGGAGAAGACUAGAGGCAGCAAAUGAAUCGG